CACUCUGUGCUUCGUGUUGCGUGGACGUGCUCUCCGAUUGACGUCCGCUUGGUUAUUCCCGGAUUUUUGUUUUCGUCCGCUGCUUCCUCUCCUCUCGCGGUUUUAUCAGAUUUCGGUGUUCUUGGGCCGUGCAGUUCCUGUGGCGGCUUUUGUUGUUGAAUCAGUUGCAUGGAAGAGUGCGAGGGAAAAAAGAGUGUGCGAUAAUAACAGUUUGAGGAAGUUGCAAAGCAAAACAAAGUAGCCUGUGUUAUUCCCGUGAGCUGUGCGUUUCUUUGUGUGUUGAGCAAUGUUCUAACGCACUCAAGGCAAUAAAACAAUCAUACUGCCUUCGUGUGCCCGUUGGUGUUUAUUAAUAAUCGCGUGAAAUACUUACACACGUACAGGCGAAGUCAGUGGGGAGAAGACUCGUCACGACGAGGUGUUCUAGCACACAUCUAAGCAGUCAGGUUUUAGCUCAGCGUGUGUUCUAGAAUCGUAGGCGGCUGUGCGACGAGAGAUCGCUGCACGAGGCCGUCGUCGCGAGGGAUUGUGCACCGAUGUGUAUCAAUCGCUAGCGGAGCAUGUUGUCACCCGUGUUCUGGAUGGAAAUUUGAAUGGAGUUGGUGUUCGGGGUGAAGGUGAUUGACAACGCGAGCCGUUGUUGUUUGCUGGAUACGGCUCAGUGGGUUUGCGCUUCUGGAAUUUCAUCUACAUAGUUUUUUUGUUUUGUGUUUGUUAUAAAAAAGAGCAACAUUUGGAAGAGAGGUGAAGAUCAUCGGUCGAGCGUGUUUCAGCAGUCGAUCGUGCACGCUACAGCACAACAAUUGAAUCAUCCGGAAAGUAAAGCAACAAAAAAACAGAAGCCGAGGAAGAUUAGCUAUCAAAGGCCGUGUACGAGGUGAAGAAGAGAGCCGGCCGAGAGCAUGUUGUUCAGCUCGCCAAUCCGAGUAAUUAUUAUGAUUAGAUGUGGCUUAUUAAAUGAAAGUGAUUGCGCGCCGCAAUUAAGUGUUUAAGUGCGCUCACAUGUGUGUGUCUGUGCGUGUACUAGUGUGUUGGAAUUCAAAGUCGAUUACUAUCAUUUUCGGAGCAACGGAGAGCUGCCGCCGGAGGCGUUUACCCCGAAAGUAGCAGCGGCCCGUUUAUCGAACUCUCAGCAGUCAGAGUCCAACAAAACCAGAGCAUCGGAGAUCGGCCCCCGAGAUGGACAUCGAGUCGGACGGUUCCGAACGGUGGGAGGAUUUUUUCGGUAGCAGCACCGAUCUAGCACCGUCCCUGCUCGGAUAUUACGACUCGUUGGCGGCCACCAAAGUGAGUGAUGAGCCGCAGGAAACGCGACUUUCCAGUAGCACGUUCUACGUCAGCAACCACAGUCUGAACUCGGUGAAUACCACAACUUCCACAACCGGUGGCAAAGAACAGUCACCGCCGACGGCGGUCACUUCGCCGAAAGAACUCGAAGAGCAGUCGUUUCAAGCCAGCAUCCAAAAGUUCCGCAGUGUGUGCCAUAGCUCGGCAAGACCUACGCGACCCGCCCCACAACUGCCCAAGUUUGGCGAAAAGUUCCGCAAUCUGUCGUCAAACGUCCAGCGGAUACUAUCUAACACCGACUCCGCGGCAGACGUCCCGCUAACGCGACCUCCGGCCCCGUUCCACCGCAACGGACUCCAGUCCGCCUCGUUCAGCACUAGUCGAUCGAUAUCGUUGAACUCUUCAAUCGCAACCGCGAGUGUGCGGUACACCCCGAAGAACCUCCCGCUGUCCAAAAACAUCGCCAAGUUCACGCGAGCUUCCACGGGAAGUUCCGACACCAACGGGAACGUCACCGAGGUCAUCAGCGUCGAAGACGAUGCGGAGCCCAAGUUCAGCUCAAUCCAGCAGCGCAUCAAGUCACUAACGUCAGCACUCUUCGACGACCUGGAACCACCCGACCCAGCCAAACCAGAACCCCAACCCCCAGAAGAAGAACCCGUCCUUCGCAACCCGCAAAAGUCCAUGGACGCCACCGAACCGCAGGAUGCCUUCGUCGAGAACUGCGACGACGCCCAGCAGCGCAACACGAUCGUAGAGACGCGCAACCCGCACGUCACGCUAGUCGUCCCAAAAACACCCCCCCGUCUCGGCCGCUCCCCGAAACUUCCCCGCACGCCAUCCUCAACCUCGACCUCGACCCGCAGCCUGGACACGACCAGCUCAACGUCCCUCUCCUCCAGCAAAACAUCCCUCACGCAAACCCCUGGAACGCCGAUCCUCAGCACGAGACCGCUCUCGGCGUCCAGCAUCAGCUCGUACUCGUCCAGUAGCAGUUCCGGGUCGGAUCAUCUGCACCUGCCGGGCGUUACGCGCGGCAUUCCAACGGUGUACACCGCCAGCGUGGAGAGCUUGGCCGAUCCGAGCGAGUGCGAGCAGGGUGGAGGUAGUGGGGUGGGUGUUCCGAGUGGGCUGACCAUGUGCGAGCGGGCCGUGAUGGAGAUUGUGGACUCGGAGCGGAGUUACGUGGAGGAUUUGGGGCAGAUUAUCAAGGGCUACCUUCAGGACUGGAAGGAGCGCGCCUGCCUCCGGGUGGACGAACUCGAGGUCCUGUUCAGCAACAUCCAGGAGGUGUGGGACUUCAACUCGCGCCUGCUGAGCAGCCUCAACGAGACCAAAGGUGACCCGGUGCUGAUCUCCGGCUGCUUCAUCGACCUGCACGAGGACUUUGACUGUUACACAACGUACUGCACUCGCUACCCGGAGGCCAUCGCCCUGUUGACCAGCCUGCUGCAGGCGACCCACACGAACGCGCUGCUCAUCCACACGCAAAAGAUGCUGAACCACAACCUCCCGUUGGGAUCGUACCUGCUGAAGCCGGUCCAGCGGAUUCUCAAGUACCAUCUGCUGCUCGAUAACCUCCGGAAGCACUGCGACGACAAGCAGGUGGCGCAUGCCCACGAGCUCAUGAAGAACGUGGCGCACAACAUCGACCAGGUCAAGAAGAAGCUGGAGCAGCAGAGCCGCGUCAAGGAGCUGGCCGGGAUCGUGGACGGAUGGCUGGGGCCGGAUUUGUCCGUGCUCGGGGAGUUGCGGCAGGAGGGACUGCUGAGUGAGCACGCCAAGCCGCGGGUCGUGCUGCUGUUCCAGACGAUGCUCAUCAUCACCAAGCCCAAGGAGGACAAGCGGCUGCAGUUUCGCGCUUAUAUUCCGUGCAAGAACCUCAUGCUGGUGGAGCAUCUGCCGGGCGAGCCGACCAGCUUCAACGUGAUCCCGUACAACGACCCCAAGGGCCAGAUCAAGCUGACGGCUCGGAACCGCGACCAAAAGCGCCUCUGGUCCCAGCAGAUCAAACAAGCGAUGCUCGAGCACUUUGACAUCCCGAAGCGGGCCAAAGACCUGGUGCUGCAGCUGGGCGACGAAGACGACAAGAACCCAUCGACGGGAGCAGCGAGCUGGAAGUGGCCAGGACAUCACGCGUCGUCCUCGACGCCGGACUAUCUGGAGCGAAGGCAGCAGUUCCGGCGGAGCGAGAUGCGGAUGAGGUCGAAGAAGCAGCGCAAGAACACGAUCGCCAGCAGCAUCUCGCUGGACGGGAUUUCGCAGAAGGACUUGAAGCAACCGACGUUUCAGUCGUACUCGAAGGAUUUGGAGAAGAAGGAGGGAGAUGGCGGUAGCUGCAAGUGCGACGUGGUCAAGAAGGAGCUGGAGCAGAAGCAGACGGCGCUUAGUAGGAGCAGGUCGGAGACGAGAGAUUCUGGGAGAAGCGACGAGGAGAUCUUUGCCAAAGCGAUGCAUGAGCGGAGCAGGUUCGCGACGCAGGGUCGGAGGAAAACGAAGGAGAGUUUCGUGGAUGUCAAGUCGUACAAUACGACGACCAUUCCGAAGCGCAUUGCGACGAUCCGGAAGAGCAGGUCGAAGACGUUGACGGGUAAUUCGACGUUCUACACGGAUUUGGAGGGUGGAGCGGAGGACGACACGACGACGGUGUUGAAGAUCGUCGAGUCCACGGACAACUUGAGCAUCGUAGACGGGGGUGUUGGUGGGGAAAAAGAGGAGGUUGGUAGGGAACUAGGAGAAGAAACUCCGAGAAGGGACUCGGACAUAAUUUCUCAACUAGUUUUAGAGAAGAACGAGUUCCGGAAGAAAUCCUCCAAGAAAAAGUCAUUCGACUCGCGAUCGCUGUCCUGCGCGAGCCAGGACGAAGAUGGUGACCAUCGAGAAGACGAAGUCCCCGAACUCCCCCGCACCGAACCCCCCGCCGAUGACGAAGAGGAAGCCGAAUUCCGCAAGGUAGACGAGCUGAACAAAAAGUCCGAAGACCUGCUCAACCGGCUAAGCGAAAUCCAAAGCGAUCUCCCGUCGCCGGAACCAAUCUACGAGUCGCUCCUCCGGAACGUCCACGUGCCGUACAAGUACGCCCCACCCCUGACCCGCUCCGUGUCGCAGCAGUACGGCAAACCAGGCAACAGCCCGAAGAAGAAUCGGCCUGAGUCGGAUUACGUGACGCUGGCCUACUCCGAGAAUGGGCUGGUCAACAUCGAGGCCGAUUGUGUUGUUGUUCCCAAGUCGGCGGUCGCCCAGUUGCGAAACAGCGAUACGAACAUCAACUAUCAUCAUCACCACCAGCCCUGGAAUCGACCGGGGGAGGAUGCCGGCACGGUGCAGGACACCCAGUCGGAGAUUGUCCACCUGGAUGAAGGUCUCAAACCCGCCCACCUCGAGCGCCAGGGCAGUCUCAGCAUCAAGUCACCAAAGAACCUGCUCCAAAGAUUCAUCAGUCUGCACUCAUCACCCGCGCCUUCCGGCAGCUGCGACAGCGCCCUGCACCAGCGCAAGAUCUCCUGCCCGGAGGAAUCGACGACCAUCCACAUCACCAGCAGCCCCACGAUCUACAAGCAGGGGAGCCUCGAUUUGGGCUCGCGAAUCGCCAACCUGGACUACGCCGACCCGCGGACGCUGUUCCCCCAGCCGGCCAACAUCUUCAUCAACCGGGGCUCGCUCAAGUCGGCCGACCCGGAGCAACGCGACUCGAUCUUCUCGCUGACCUCGUCGAGCGAUUCCGUCUGCCAGGGGGGCGGCGUUGAUCUGGACGACGAUCCGAACGGAUUCUACGAAAAGUCCGUCGAGGAGUGUCUCGAGUGCGAGGACUUCCGCGACUCGGCCGUCUACAGCGGGGACGACAACCGGCCGGACGCGGACGACCAGGUCGUGUACGCGUCGAUCGAGGAGGUCACCCAGCAGCAGCAGCAACAGCAGAAGCAUCUUCUUCAACCUCCUACAUCCGUAGCGCGGUCGUCAUCGUCAGCUUCGAGUAGUUCCAACGGUGCGGGACCACCGCCUAUUCCGGUCAAGCCGGCCCACUUGGAGGGACGAAGAGUGGCCGUGAAGAUUGAAGGACCGAAGCAGAGUGAACCACCCUCAAAAGGGUGGGUUUUGCAGCAGGUCAAGAGAUUUCAGUGAAACAGCCAAGAUAGACUGAAAACAGUGCCUUGGAGUUUUUUUUUUACUUUUAAACCAAAUCAAAGCGAAUUGUAGGAGGAAGAAAUUGUGGUGUUUUACAUGUUUUAAUGCUAAAACUAAGCGAAAUUUAGUGGCAAUUUAUUGUACAUAUGAACAGAGAGAGUUUUUCAAAGUUUCCAGAUCUAUCAUAUUUAUUGUUCAAAAAGUAGCACUAUUUAUAUUUAAAAAAAAUCUAUUUUAAUGUUGUAAUCGUUUCCUUAGCAAAAGUCGUUUUACUAACCCAAAAGUAAUUUUAGUAGCUUACUAAGCGAUAGUUGUUACAACUGUGAGUAAUAUCAAUCUACUUUGUAUUCCUGCUAGAAAAGUGAGCGUAAAAGCAGCCAUAUUUGCAAGCAAUAGAUUUCAUAAGAGUAUUGUGGUGAAAAAACCCCGGCGGAAGAGUUUUAUCUCGUUCAUGCAUGAGCAGUUUUAAUCAAACCCCUCCUUCUUUAAUAAAUAACAAAAUAUAUUGUGAAUGUUUAUGCUGGUAAAUA
Messenger RNA from Culex pipiens pallens (northern house mosquito), 5942 nucleotides. RefSeq lists its product as uncharacterized. The record is from RefSeq and is a predicted model, not a curated record. NCBI's taxonomy places the organism in Eukaryota, Metazoa, Arthropoda, Insecta, Diptera, Culicidae. The transcript has 7 exons. The coding region runs from base 1180 to 5409 and encodes 1409 amino acids. Gene Ontology annotation, molecular function: guanyl-nucleotide exchange factor activity.